Molecule: messenger RNA, 1378 nt
Organism: Rhineura floridana
Lineage: Eukaryota; Metazoa; Chordata; Lepidosauria; Squamata; Rhineuridae
Gene: METTL1
Product: methyltransferase 1, tRNA methylguanosine
Exons: 7
Coding region: 312-1001 (229 amino acids)
Biological process (GO): RNA (guanine-N7)-methylation; tRNA methylation
Cellular component (GO): tRNA methyltransferase complex
Molecular function (GO): tRNA (guanine(46)-N7)-methyltransferase activity
Source: RefSeq, a predicted model, not a curated record
GGGGGUUAUGUCGGCAACGGCGCCGCCGCAGAAGCGCUUCUACCGGCAGCGUGCGCACUCCAACCCGCUGGCUGAUCACACCCUGCGCUAUCUCUAGACGAGCACUGGUGGGACAUCUGGCCCUCCAGAUGUUGUUGGAUUACCAUCAGCCCCAGCCAGCAUGCCCAGUGGUUUGAGGUGAUGAGAGUUGCAGUUCAGCAAUAUCUAGAGGUCCUCAAGUUCCCUAUCACUGGUCUAGAUGUGUAGUCAUCGGAGGCAGAGGGUCUUGGAGCAUCUCACUAAAUGAUAAACGUCCUGCCAAGCCUGAAGAGAUGGACUGGUCAAAGCUCUACCCAGCAUUUUUUGCCCCUUUAGCCAAAGACAAUCAACACGAUGAUCUGAAGGAUGUGCAAGAGAGAGCCAAGCCUGAAUCUCAAGUAGAGUUUGCUGAUAUUGGCUGCGGUUAUGGGGGAUUGCUGGUUGCACUGUCUCCCUUGUUCCCCAACACUUUAAUGCUGGGUUUGGAAAUCCGAGUGAAGGUCUCAGAUUAUGUGCGGGACAGGAUCCAGUCCCUGAGAGCCUCUCAUCCUGGGCAGUUCCAGAACAUCGCCUGCAUCCGCAGUAACGCCAUGAAACACCUGCCCAACUUUUUCCGCAAGGGGCAGCUGUGCAAAAUGUUCUUCCUCUUCCCCGAUCCUCAUUUCAAGAAGACGAAGCACAAGUGGCGGAUUAUUAGCACCACUUUGCUGGCAGAAUAUGCCUAUGUACUGCGUGAGCAGGGCCUGGUUUACACCAUCACAGAUGUGGAAGAGGUGCACAAGUGGAUGGUAAAGCAUUUCCAAGAACAUCCACUUUUUGAGCAAGUGCCAUUGAAAGAACUGGCCAGUGACCCUGUUGUUGAUCUCCUGGGGACUUCAACUGAGGAAGGGAAGAAAGUUCAGAGAAAUGGAGGCAAGACCUUCCCAGCUGUCUUCCGGCGUGUCAUGGACACUGGACAGGAACAGGAAGUGUCAGGAUCAUGACUGGGGGAUUUCCUGAGGCCUGAGAAGAUUCACGUUGUCCAUGUCUGUGCUGAACGAGAGGGUUUGGGGGCGUGGAUUGCAUCAAGAAUGGGAUGGACUCACCGCUUCUGGUCACACUAGAGUCAACCUUCUAUUAAUACAACCGGGGAAUCCCCUUCUGGAGAAACACACUGUUGAACUAUUGAGUAAAGGAUUGCUUGGUUUGUUUGUUCCUGACUUUGCCCAUAGAAUGAUCAGGGUGGAUUGUUUUGGCCUUACUGAUGAGCAUGUCAGAGACAACCAGCAGGACCAAUGAUUGUAGGAGGCGUCUCCAAAGCUAAAGUACCAUUUAUCACUCUAUUUUAGUGAAUGAAUAAUAAACUGAAAGACUCAACAAA